Messenger RNA from Biomphalaria glabrata, 1044 nucleotides. Its product is annotated as C-factor-like. The record is from RefSeq and is a predicted model, not a curated record. The coding region runs from base 181 to 954 and encodes 257 amino acids. NCBI's taxonomy places the organism in Eukaryota, Metazoa, Mollusca, Gastropoda, Planorbidae. The transcript is spliced from 4 exons.
GAGAAGGAGAGAGGGUGUGGAGGGAUAAACAAAGUAAUGAAGAUGUCUGUAUUCUCACCCAGUCGCUGUUGAAUGUUUUACAUUGUUGGCAGUAACUUGGCACACAAAAUUCGCUUAGUCAUUCAACUUUAAAACUUUCAUAAAAGUGAACAGCGCGUUUCGAUCACUUUAAAUUUUCAAAUGUCUCUUUCGGCCAAAACGGUAUUGGUGACAGGGGCGUCUCGAGGGCUUGGUCUCGAGUUCGUCAGGCAACUUUUAGCGCUGCCCAAGCCUCCAGAGGUUUUGAUAGCUGCAUGUCGAGAUCCUGAGAAAGCUGAAGACUUACAGAGCCUCGCCAAGUCCAACAGAGCUGUGAGAGUGGUCAAGUUGGACGUGGAGAAAGAUGAGGACAUCGAGAAGGCUGUGAAGGUAAUAUCAGGUUAUGUUGGUGAGAAAGGCUUAAACCUACUCAUCAAUAAUGCUGCUAUUUUAUCCAGGCAAAUACAAGGAGUUCUAACAGACGUGACGAGAACAAUCCUGCAGGAACAUUUUAAUGUCAAUGUCAGCAGCCCAGUCAUAUUGACCCAGAAGUUCCUACCUCUUCUACGGAAAGCUGCAUCGUUUUCUGGCACGAAAGAACUGAGCGCAAGCAAAGCUGCUGUCGUUAUGAUCUCCGCUAUUCUUGGUUCUCAAAGUUCUCAAGAUACUCUCCACCCUGGACAUAGUUUUAUGCCCUACAAGUUAUCUAAAACUGCAUUAAACAUGGCAACCGUUCUCGCUGCGAGAGAGUUGAGGUCUGAUGGCAUCCUUGUUACUGCUCUGCACCCUGGCUGGGUGAAGACAGACAUGGGCACAAGCGCGGCCCCUUUGACUGCAGAAGAGAGCAUCAAAGAUUGUCUUCAAGCGAUCGCUAAAGCCGGGGAGGAGAGUAACGGAAAAUUGAUUGAUUUCAAAGGAAACAUUUUGCCCUAUUAAAUAUUUCAUUGAUUCUUCUUCUCAUACUGGGUGUAUUUUUUUAAGAUGGUUUUAUCGCAGAAAUAAAAACUUUUAAAAUUAAAAUGUAAA